Silurus meridionalis is the source of this 2007-nucleotide messenger RNA. RefSeq names its product tripartite motif-containing protein 16-like. The record is from RefSeq and is a predicted model, not a curated record. The transcript has 6 exons. Bases 154 to 1857 code for a protein of 567 amino acids. NCBI's taxonomy places the organism in Eukaryota, Metazoa, Chordata, Actinopteri, Siluriformes, Siluridae. Gene Ontology annotation, molecular function: zinc ion binding; protein binding.
ACUGAAACUAGUCUUUUCCUUCGGCGUGUGUGAAAAAUCAAGCGUCUGAGUCAAUCACCUUAAACGUUGUAUUUUUUAUUUUUGUUUGAUGGUAUAACCUAGAUUUGAGAUUAUCUUCUAUUUUUUUUAUUCUGUAUACCUGAGCAAAGAAAAAUGGCAGAGACUAAUAUUUCAGUGCCUCAGGAUCAGUUCAGUUGUCCAAUCUGUCUGGAUCUAUUCAAUGAACCAGUGACUAUUCAGUGUGGACACAGUUUCUGUAUGGGAUGCAUUAGUGACUGCUGGGAUCAGGAGGAUCAGAAGGGAGUCUAUAGCUGUCCUCAGUGUAAAGAAACCAUCACUCCAAGACCUGCUGUGAGUAAAAACACUGUUCUGGCUGAAGUAACAGAGAAACUAAAGGCAGAUCUUCGAUCUCCACGUCCUGCUUAUUGUUCAUCUGUAACUGAAGAUUUGGAGUGUGAUUUCUGUACUGGGAAAAAAGACAAAGCUGUCAAAUCGUGUCUGGUGUGUUUGACCUCUUUCUGUGGGACUCACCUUCAACCUCACUAUGAAUUUCCUGCCUUUAAGAAGCACAAGCUGGUGGACGCCUCCAAAAGACUCCAGAUCUGCUCUCAUCAUAACAAACUGCUGGAGGUUUUCUGUCGCACAGAUCAGCAGUGUAUCUGCAUGCUGUGUAUGUUAGAUAAACAUAAAGGACAUGAUACAGUAUCAGCUUCAGCAGGAAAAGCUGAGAAACAGAAGCAGCUGUUGAAGACACAAAGAAAAUGCCAACAGAGAAUUUUGGAAAAAGAGAAGAAACAUCAGGAGCUGGCAGAAGCUGUGGUGUUUUAUGAGAAGUCUGCACAAAGAGCAGUUCAGGAAAGUGAGAGGAUCUUCACAGAGAUGAUCAAAUCCAUGGAGAGAAGACGUCAUAAGGUGAGAGAUCUGAUCAAAGCUCAAGAAAAAGCUGCAGUGAGUCGAGCUGAAGAAGUCAUGACGCAACUAGAGCAGGAGAUCGCAGAGCUGAAGAGAAGAGAUGCUGAGAUGGAGUGGCUUUUACAGGCAGAUUCCAUCUGUUUCCUCCAGGGUUUCUCGUCUCUCUUGGACACUCCCGUAUCGGAAGAAUUGGACUCCAUCAGACUCAGUACUUUCCUCUCUCUUGAGGAUGUAACAGCAUUUGUGGCUCAGCUGAAGGACAAAGUGGAGGCUUUCUGCUGUGAGGAGGUCAGAAUGGUAUCAAAUACAGUAAAAGAACUCCAGAUCCUUCCACUUCCUGAACCCAAAAGCAGGGAAGAGUUCCUACAGCAUUCCUAUCAAUUCACAUUGGAUCCCAACACGGUAAAUAAACACCUAUGUCUGUCUGAGAGGAACACGGUGGUGACCUGCACUGAAACUACACAAUCAUAUUUGGCUCAUCCAGAAAGAUUUGAUUAUUAUCUCCAGGUGUUGUGUAGAGAAGGCAUCUGUGGACGCUGUUACUGGGAGCUGGAGUGGACCGGCCGUCAUGGAGUCUCUAUAGCAGUGUCAUAUAAAACCAUCAGCCGGAAAGGAAAAGGUACUGAAUGUUUGUUUGGCCGAAACAAUCAGUCCUGGAGAUUGUUUUGUUAUCCUUCCCGCUACUCGUUCAGACAUGUUAAGAAAGAAAUUCAAAUCCCAAUAAUACCCAGCUCCUCUAGAAUAGGGGUGUAUGUGGAUCACAGGGCAGGAACCCUGUCCUUCUACAGUGUCUCGGAAACCAUGAAGCUGCUUUACAGAGUUCAUACCACAUUCACUCAGCCUCUCUACCCCGGGUUUGUGGUGUGUUCAGGAUCCACAAUUCAUUUGCAGUCAGCAGAUACAUGUGUGAAAAAAAACCGUUGGAUUGAGUUACACUUGGAUUGAACGUAACUUCAGAAAUAUGCAGUUAAAAAAAUUAAAGUAUAUAAAUAUACAGUAUGUAAAGAAAAAAGUGUUUCUGUUGUAAUAUUCCUGAUACACCAGCAGACUUGGGGUGGCAGUGCAGUGAAACAGCAGAAGAAUGAAUGGCAUUAA